Messenger RNA from Ipomoea triloba (trilobed morning glory), 3464 nucleotides. RefSeq names its product leucine-rich repeat receptor-like protein kinase TDR. Bases 96 to 3197 code for a protein of 1033 amino acids. Gene Ontology annotation, molecular function: ATP binding; receptor serine/threonine kinase binding; protein kinase activity. The transcript has 2 exons. Gene Ontology annotation, biological process: protein phosphorylation. The record is from RefSeq and is a predicted model, not a curated record. NCBI's taxonomy places the organism in Eukaryota, Viridiplantae, Streptophyta, Magnoliopsida, Solanales, Convolvulaceae.
UCCUAACAAUAACAAACUUUAAUCCCUUAAAUGAACCUCUCUUCUUCCCAUCCUUUUCUCACCCAUUUCCUAUUCUCCACCUCCAUAACCAAACCAUGAAAAAACCUCCUUCUUCUCCUUCUUCCAUCUUCCUGGUUUCAUCUUUUUUUCUAGUGUUCAUACUAACAAGAUUCUCACUAGUCUUCUCCAUUGAUGCUGCCGCCACUGCAAAUCUCCCUCUCCAGCUGAUUUCACUUUUGUCUUUGAAAUCUUCCCUAAAAGAUCCUUUCAACACCUUCCAUGACUGGGAUCCCACUCCGACGCUUUCCAGCCCCGGAUUCCGCCCGCUCUGGUGCCGGUGGUCCGGCAUAAAGUGCGCCGACGACAAUAAGUCCGGUAGGGUCACCGGACUUGAUUUGUCCGGCAGAAAUCUCUCUGGCAACAUUCCGGAGGACAUAAGAUACUUGCUCCACCUUCACCACUUGAAUUUGAGUGGGAAUCUCUUCGACGGCCCUUUGCCGCCGGUGAUAUUCGAAUUCUCGUUCCUCAGGACGCUUGAUUUUAGUAACAACUCCUUCAAUUCCACUUUCCCGCCCCGCAUUUCUCGGCUGAAAUCUCUCGCCCUCCUCAACGGCUUUAGUAACAACUUCGUCGGCGCUUUGCCGCGAGAAAUCGCUCGGCUCCGGAACCUGGAAUACCUUAACCUCGGCGGGAGCUACUUCUCCGGCGAAAUUCCGGCCAGUUAUGGAAGUUUCCAGAAGCUGAAGUUUCUGUACUUAGCUGGGAAUUUACUCACCGGCGCAAUCCCGCCGGAGUUAGGGUUUUUGAAUAGCCUUGAAAAUUUACAGCUUGGCUACAAUGCUUACACCGGAGAGCUUCCGAUUCAAUUGUUCUCUCUUUCAAAUCUAACUUUCCUCGAUAUCUCCCAAUCGAAUCUCUCCGGCGUUAUUCCACCGGAAAUCUCCAACUUAACGAAGCUGGAAAUAUUGUAUCUGUUCAAGAAUCAUUUAACAGGUGAAAUUCCAGGCGAUCUUUCAAGCUUAACAUUGCUGAAAGAGCUUGAUCUAUCCAAUAACCAUCUCUCCGGCGCUAUCCCGGCUUCACUCUCGUCCCUGGAUAAGCUAUCCGUGUUAUCCCUGAUGAACAACAACUUGACAGGCGAAAUCCCACCCGGCAUUGGUUUUCUCCCCAAUCUCCAAAGGCUAUCCCUGUGGAAUAACUCACUAUCCGGGAUUCUACCGCAAAACCUAGGCUCAAAUUCCAGGCUAGAAAAGCUGGAUGUCUCUUCCAAUUAUCUCUCCGGUCCAAUUCCUGCUAAUCUCUGCCUCGGCGACAGGCUAAACAAGCUCAUACUGUUCUCAAAUCAGUUCUCCGGUGAGCUCCCGGCGUCUCUAGCGAAUUGCACCGCCUUAAACAGGUUAAGAGUUCAGAAUAACAAGCUGAAUGGCUUCAUUCCACUAGGGUUCGGUUUCUUGCCUAAUUUCACCUUCAUGGACGUCAGCGAUAACGUCUUCUCCGGCGCGAUUCCGAAGGAUUUAGGCAAUGCAGUGAAGCUGGAAUUCCUGAACGUAUCGGAGAACUCGUUUAACGCCGAUUUGCCGGACAAUAUUUGGAGCGCGCCGAAUUUGAAGAUAUUUUCAGGUAGUUACAGUGCGCUGAAGGGGAAAAUUCCGGAUUUUAGAGGCUGUCAAAGUUUAUACAAGAUUGAGCUUGAAGGAAACAAUUUGACUGGGGAUAUUCCGUGGGAUAUUCAGCACUGUGAAAAGCUUAUAUCCUUGAAUCUCCGCCGGAAUUCUCUCACCGGAAUCAUUCCCUGGGAGAUUUCCACGCUCCCGUCGAUCACCGACGUUGACUUGUCGCAUAAUCUCCUCACCGGCACGAUUCCUUCGAAUUUCGGCAGUUGCAGAACCCUAGAAAGCUUCAACGUCUCGUACAAUCAGCUCACCGGUCCGUUACCUUCAUCCGGCCCGAUAUUCUCCACUCUCCACCCUUCAUCCUUCGCCGGAAACAAUGGCCUUUGCGGCAAUUCAAUUCAGAGACCUUGCCGCCCCGAGAUCGCCUCCAGUAUGGAAAUUAAGCUUCAUCCGAAGAAGACGGCCGGGGCGAUCGUUUGGAUCAUCGCCGCGGCAUUCGGAAUUUGCCUGUUUGUACUCAUCGCCGCUUGCCGGUAUUUGCACGCGAAUUACCGGCGUAGAUUCCCCGGCGACCGGGAUGCCGGUCCGUGGAAGUUAACGGCGUUCCAACGGCUAAAUUUCACGGCGGAAGACGUGCUGGAGUGUUUGUCGAUAAGCAAUAAGGUGAUCGGAAUGGGGUCCACGGGGACAGUAUACAAAGUCGAAAUGCCAGGUGGCGAGAUCAUAGCCGUUAAGAAGCUAUGGGGAAUCCACAAAGAUACAGUUCGGAAGAAACGAGGUGUGUUAGCCGAAGUCGAAGUUUUAGGCAAAAUAAGGCAUAGGAAUAUCGUGAGAUUACUAGGAUGUUGUACCAAUAACCAGGGCACAAUGCUACUCUACGAGUACAUGCCAAAUGGGAGCCUUGACGAUCUAUUGCAUGGCACGAAUAAGGGCAUCAAUGUAGUAGCAGAUUGGGUCACGAGGUACAAGAUUUUACUUGGAGUAGCUCAAGGAAUAUGUUAUCUCCAUCAUGAUUGUGAUCCGGUGAUAAUACAUCGCGAUCUAAAACCUAGUAACAUCCUUCUCGACAGUAAAAUCGAAGCCAGAGUUGCUGAUUUCGGAGUCGCUAAAUUAGUCCAAAACGACGAAUCUAUGUCCAUAAUUGCCGGAUCUUACGGCUACAUUGCACCAGAGUAUGCGUAUUCAUUACAAGUUGAUGUGAAGAGCGAUAUUUAUAGCUACGGAGUUGUGUUGAUGGAGGUUUUGACGGGGAAGAGAUCGAUGGACUCGGAGUUUGGAGAAGGCAAUAGCAUUGUGGACUGGGUGAGGUCUAAAUUGAAGGUUAGAGAGGGCGUGACAGACGUGUUGGAUAAAAACGCAGGUGCAUCUUGCCCUCUGGUACGGGAGGAGAUGAUGUUGUUGCUUAGGAUCGCGUUGCUAUGCACUAGCCGGAAUCCGGCCGACCGGCCCUCAAUGCGGGAUGUUGUGUCGAUGUUGCAAGAGGCCAAACCUAAGAGGAAAUUGGCCGCCGGGAGCGGCGAAAGUGGCGGCGGCAAUGGUGGUGUUAUUGCUAAUUUGAUCCAAAAGACAACUGUUGAGUGUUAAUAUGGUUUGGAUUUGGAUUUUUUUUUCUUUUAAUUUUUGUUUGUUUUUUCUAACCUUAUUAUGGGGGAUUGGUAUAGCAGAAGGUAUUUUCUAUUUUUGAUUUUCUUAAGAUAUUAGUAGAGCUCUUAAGUGUGUCUUGUCCCGAAUAUCAUGCAUGUACGUAUAGGAUUCCAUUUGCAAUAUUUGGAAGUUUAAGUUUUAGCUUUGCAUUUAAUUUGCUAUCAUUACCACUUUUAAUUUAUUGGAAAACUCGUACUUUCUGGUCCA